AUGAGUGAAGUAAAGAGGCUUAGACAAGAAAAUCUAAGGCUUAAGGAUCAAAUCCAAGCUUUAUCCAAAGAGGUUGAGCAAAUGAAACUUUUGCUUCAACAGAGUUCCAUACAAUUAGCGGGUGAACCACCAACAACCGCAAACGCUACUCUGAGUCGUGAAGGUGAGAAGAGCUUAAGCUUCCUUAGCGAUAAGCACGAUGAAUUGAUUUUGUUUAAAACAAAUGCAAUGGCCGAACUAGAGCGAAUCGCUAAGAAGAUUGAAGCUGUUAAUGAAAAAGUCAAAAACAUCAGUGAAGCAAUAGAAAGCAUGGAAAAUUACAGCUACCAAUAUAAUAUAAAACUUGUUGGAUUCCCCGAACUCUAUGAACAUGAAUCGGCGAAUGACACUGCAAAACUAUUCCUUGAAAUCUUUAAAGCCAUCGGCGCAAGUGAAUUGACUGUUCAAGAUAUUGAUAUCGCUCACCGUGUCCAAUCAAGAAGUGAUACUGGGCCCAAACCAAUUAUCUGUAAAUUCGUUCGAAGAUUGGCGAAGGAAAAUGUAAUGAACCACCGACGAGAAGUGGAAAGUAUUUCUCCAUCUACUCUGGGGUACAGUUCGGAAACUUCUUUGGAGCAAGCCAAGAUUUAUGAUCACUUAACACCAAGAUUACAGCACCUCUUAUCAGAAGCAAAUAAAUUUAAGACAGCGCAUCAAUUUCAGUAUUGUUGGGCGAAAAAUGGCCAAAUUCUUCUUCGCAAGACGCAUGAAUCUAGAGUGAUCAAGCUGAAGUCAGUUAAAGACUUGAGCAGGCUAACGAAUAGUCUGGAAUUUGAGUGA
Porites lobata is the source of this 819-nucleotide messenger RNA. Lineage: Eukaryota; Metazoa; Cnidaria; Anthozoa; Scleractinia; Poritidae. The record is from the annotation of a GenBank genome assembly.